AUGGCUUCUGCAGGUGAUGGUCACCUUGCUAUCCUCGCUGGUAUUUCUCUUUCCCUUGCCGCCAUCACGGCACUUAAACGGUUCAUCAAGAAGCAACAUAAUAACCCUUCUCUUCCUCCUGGACCAGUGCCGCUCCCACUGUUAGGGAACGUCUUAUCUGUUGACGCUCAAGAGCCUUGGUUGACUUAUACGAAAUGGGGUGCUGCGUAUGGGGACUUGGUCUUCGUGCGAAUUCUUGGCCAGGAACUGGUCGUGGUCAAUUCCGAGCAUAUUGCAGAAGCCUUAUUGGACAAGCGUUCUCGGAUUUACUCCGAUCGACCAUACCUAGCCACACUCGAGCCAUAUGGCUUGUCGGUCAACUUUGCAUUCAUAGGUUAUGGGGAUGAAUGGCGUCUCUGCCGACGACUCUUCCACCAAACUUUCCGCCCUGAGUCUGCAGUAAAAUUUCGUCCAAUGCAGAUCAGGCGGGCUCGUGAGAUAGUCGUCAACCUAGUCGAUGAGCCUCAACGUUAUCAUGACCACUUCGCAACAUUCUCGUUAUCUGUUGUGAUGUCAGCUGUAUAUGGCUACGAUAUCAGCGCUCGUGAUGAUCCUCUGGUGCAGAUUGUGGUAAAGGCACUGAAUCCGGGCACGGCCGUGUUAACCCCAGAGAGAGCGUUGAUACUUAAGACCUUCCCCUUCUUACUAAGGUUACCUGACUGGUGCUGGGGAUCCUCGAUCAAGCGUAGUGCUCGAGCUUCGACCGAGCGCGUGAAUGAAAUGGCCGACUUGCCAUUUCAAUAUGUGCAGCAGCACAUGACCGACAGCUCGUUCCUCGCUCAAUCUUCAAUGGUUGCAGAAAAUUUGCGACGGAUGGAGACGCAAGAGGAGGCAUCCAAACCUGCAUUCGAGAAUGCCUUGAAGAAAGCAGCCACUAGUGCUAUUUCGGGACAAGCAUCACUACCCUACAUUGAUGCAGUUGUGCGAGAGACUUUCCGAUGGCAGCCCGUUUCACCUCUUGGCGUAUCACACGCUACUUCGAGUGAUGACGUAUAUGAAGGCUAUUUCAUUCCAAAAGGCGCAAUCAUCACGCACAACACAUGGGGCAUUACACGGAAUGAAAAGCGGUACCCAGACGCAUCUCGUUUUAUACCAGAGAGGUUCAUCGAUGUUAAUGGCGCGUUGACAGAUGAUGACCCCGCACAAUACCUUUUCGGCUUUGGUCGGCGUGUAUGUCCAGGGCGAUAUACCGCUGAUGCCUCCGCGUGGUCUGCCAUUGUGACUAUGUUGGCCGCAUUGGAUAUUUCUUCUGCCAAAGAUGACCAGGGCAAAGUGAUCAGUUUUACUCCCACGUUCAUCACGGGACUGGUUCGGUACUCGACUUCCUCGUCUUUCGUCUUGUCACUAACACUUUUGUCAUUUUAG
Messenger RNA from Suillus discolor, 1404 nucleotides. RefSeq names its product cytochrome P450. The record is from RefSeq and is a predicted model, not a curated record. The coding region runs from base 1 to 1404 and encodes 467 amino acids. NCBI's taxonomy places the organism in Eukaryota, Fungi, Basidiomycota, Agaricomycetes, Boletales, Suillaceae. Gene Ontology annotation, molecular function: monooxygenase activity; iron ion binding; oxidoreductase activity, acting on paired donors, with incorporation or reduction of molecular oxygen. The transcript is spliced from 11 exons.